AUGCUGUUUAUUGCUCUAUUUGUCGCACUUUCAACUGCUGUUUUGAAAGAGAAGAUAGCCAACUAUGAAGUUGAACUUCCGUCCACUUUAUUAGGUCCCGAAACAGUAUUUAGAAUAUAUACUUAUUCAAAAAUAUCCACAAGACUUUACCCAUCUUUUGAUGGUGACAAUAAUUACUACGUUGGAUAUACUGACAAGAAUUUAGUCGGUACAGUAAUCAAGAUUAAAUCUCAUACCAAUGAAAUUCUUCGCACGGAUAAAUUCAGUGGACUUAAUGUCCGAGGUCUAGCUGCAGAAGCAGAUGGGACGUAUGGUGUCCUUCUAUGGGACAGAAAAACCGAAACCAUUUCCUUUAAAAAAGUGAAUAAAGACGGAACUGUAGCCUUUACAAAAGCACUUGAUUUGAGGAGUGGGUUUCCAUCUCGUGUUGAAAAUACAGGCAGCAACAAUGGCUAUAAAAUCGGUGACAGUCGUGUGAAUUAUGGGAAUGGGUUAUACCACGUGUACACGCACACUCACAGUGAUCCCGAUCAAAAUAAAGUUGAGCACGAAGGGGAUGUACUUUUUACCAUAUCAGAUGCGGGUGUAGUAUCAAAAAUAUGGAAUUGGGGAUGUUCACAUAUGUUGUCUGGUCUUCAAGGCUACAAUUCCCAAACACAGUCGAUGAUCCAUUUGUGUGACUCUGACGCUUACCCUGGAUUUGGAAUGUUUGCAGAGAAUGACAAAAACAAAAGAUUAUACUCCCAUAUUGCUAAUAUGGGGGGAUAUAGUGGCGGAGAGCUUGGUGGUGUUGCUGAGAAUGGGGAUGGGUGGUUACUCAUUAUGAAUUCUAUAACGCCUGAAGCGGGUACUGACGUCAAUGCGGGCGCACCUAAUGGAGUUCAGGACAUUGGAGUGGUGUCUAUUGGAAAGGACAAAAAGAGGAGUAAAGUGACUUUUAUUAAGCAAAGCGACACUGAUAAGACGAAUGGAUGCAUCGCAAAAUAUGGAGAGAAGUUCCUUGUGGGGUAUAUGGAUAAAUCAAAGGACUAUUACUUGGGAACGAUCGACGCGUCUGUGAAGAUGACAAAUCCAUUUGAAAAGGUGACGGAAGUGACGGGAUGGGGUGAUAGAGAUGAUUCAUUUAGAACUCUGAGUAGUGGUAAUAUCUUCUGGGUAAGAGCACCAGACAACAAUGGAAAUAAACUCAUCAUUUCUGAGUUCAAUGUUGCCGGUGGAGUUGUACCAGAUAGUGAAAAUAAAGGUUUUAUGGAAGUCAUGAUAUUUAUUAUGGUAGUACUUUUAUUCGCCUUUUAA
This is a messenger RNA of Entamoeba invadens IP1, 1296 nucleotides long. RefSeq lists its product as hypothetical. Bases 1 to 1296 code for a protein of 431 amino acids. The record is from RefSeq and is a predicted model, not a curated record. Lineage: Eukaryota; Evosea; Mastigamoebida; Endamoebidae. The transcript has a single exon.